This is a messenger RNA of Aspergillus sclerotioniger CBS 115572, 669 nucleotides long. Its product is annotated as RNA-binding protein. Gene Ontology annotation, cellular component: nuclear speck. Bases 1 to 669 code for a protein of 222 amino acids. The record is from RefSeq and is a predicted model, not a curated record. The transcript is spliced from 5 exons. Gene Ontology annotation, biological process: mRNA splicing, via spliceosome. Lineage: Eukaryota; Fungi; Ascomycota; Eurotiomycetes; Eurotiales; Aspergillaceae. Gene Ontology annotation, molecular function: RNA binding.
AUGUCUCGUCCUGGCACUACGCUUUAUGUCACCGGCUUCGGGCACGGGACCCGAGCUCGCGACCUUGCCUACGAAUUCGAACGAUACGGACGUCUUGUCCGGUGUGAUAUUCCAGCACCGCGUACCCCAUCCAGCAGACUUUUUGCCUUCGUGGAAUAUGAGAGUCGCCGUGAUGCAGAUGAUGCAUACCAUGAAAUGCAUAACAAGCGAAUUGGCCGCGACGAUCUGUUGAAAAUCGAGUGGGCACGGACUCCUCCAUCUGCUUCUUGGCGUUUUGACUCUGGCCGUGAUCGUCGACGUGACCGUACUCCGCCACGCCGUGGCCGUUCGCCUUCUCCUAGACGUGGUCGUGGCGACUAUUCUCCCCGUAGGGACGACAGGUAUGACCGGGAUUAUGACCGACAUGAGCGGGAUUAUGACCGUCGCGACCGGGAUUAUGACCGCCGUGAUCGUGAUUAUGACCGCCGCGACCGUGACCGUGAACGUUCUCGUGACCGCUCGAGAAGCCCUGAUGAGAGAGACCGCGAUAUCAAGGAUGACAGGGAGCGCCGGGAUGAUGAUCGUGAACGACGUGAAGACGAGCGUGAAAAUGGACCCAACGGUGAAGAUAGGAAAGUUCCCUUAGAACCCUUGACCUCCGCUCAUGAUGAGCUUGAUACAGCCGAGUAG